CUACUAGUAACUUACUACUGGUAUAUUUGGGCAUUUGGGAAACAAACGUGUUCGCACUGCGGCGAAUUUUGCAGGAUAUUCGUGAUAUUUAACUUUGUUCAAUAUAUUAUUGUGAAAGUUCGAAGUUUAAAAACGAAUAUCUUAUGUAAUUUUAUUACAAUAACAUACUAGCGUUCAAGUUUAAUCAGACAUGACUAAAUGUUUGUUGUCAGUGAAGCAUUUAAAAACAUUCAGUGUUUUGAAGCAUAGUACCAAUGCUCUUGUAGCCAUUGAGAAUGAUGAAAUAAAACCUUGUGUUUAUAAUCGAAAUCCACGUAACUUAGAAAGGAUGAGAAUAGCAUAUAAACCAAGUGGAUUCCACUUAGAAGCACCGGGACGGGAAUUUUGGCACAAGAUAGACGUUAAACAAAAUAACAGGUACGUUACAGCCAGCGUGAUACAUUGGACUGGUCCAAAGGUUAUUGAAGCAUCAACCAAAGAAUGGGCCAUUAAAAAAUAUUUAUACAGAUGUACAGAUGCAGCUGCGUAUAGAAAUCUCGCCAAAGUUUUUGCCCAGCGAUGUCUUGAAAGUGGCAUUUCAAAUGUGUACUGUAACAUAGAUGCUCCGCCAGAAGGGAAGGUUGCAGUAUUCUUGUCUGAAGUGGAAAAAGCAGGACUUUCUCUCACAGAGCCAACAAGAUUUCUUCCUUGGAGACCAUGGGAUAGACAUCGUCCAGAGAAGCCUUGGGAAGUCUUAGAAUGAAAGUUUAUAUGGAGAUUUGUAUUAAAACUUUUAGGCAUAACAUGUUAAUAUGACAAUAUAUUUCAAUGUAUAAAAAUUGAACCUAUCUCAUUAAACAUUUUGGAAUAUUUGAAUUUAAUGUUAUUUCUCAUAGAAAUUAUUUUUGGAUGUGUAGGUGCAUAAAAACAAUUUAAGAAGUGGAGUUCCUGAAUGAAAAGUAGAAUUAACUUCAUUUUUAUUAAAGAAAAUUGAGAGCAGAUAUUAAAAAAAUUCCCCACUAGUUUGUAUUUGAAUGGAUUGCAAAACACGUCAUGUCUUAUUGCAUUCAUUUGUCCACAAGUAUUGGAAGCACAAGAGUGCCUAUUUCAAAAACUCAACCACUGAACAGUCUUCAAAUUCUCAUUAACAUUAAACAACACGCCUAACUUCAAAAAAUCUUUUCAGAUAAUGCACUUGACCCAUUAUCAUAGCAACCAACACCAGAGCUUCAAAGAAUGACCACAUAACUACUCUUGAGUUGGUGCUUUCAUUGAUGCUGCGAUGAAUACGAUCUCUGACUUGCAUAUACUCUUGUUCAUGUUUUACACCAGUCAAUGUUGUUGACAAUUCCUUAAUCAUGUCUUGCAGCUUAUUGUGAUCAUCUUGCCCUGUAGCCCCUGCCUGAGCAGCAUCUUGAUCCUUACUGGGGGCUUCUCCUAUGUCCAUAUUGAACAUCACAACUUUAGGAGUCAUAGUAGACAUUUUAUUACUGAAACAAUAUGUGUAGACACCCCCCAUGUGUGCUGCAAAAGUGUAUUUUCCACUAGUUUCACGUUCUCCUUGAUAAAUUACUUUACCAUCUGGUCCAAUAAUUUUGACAUCUAUGUCCAAAAAACCACCUUCAGCAAUUUCAAACAUCAAUCCCAUUUUUGUGCCAGUUUCCACUUUGUCAAAAAAACACUCUUCAGCAUGAGCAUCGACGGUUAUAAAGUAAGAAUUUACAUUUGCAGUGGUGAUAGACAAUAAUACUAAUAAGUAUGAAAUGACUGAAUUCAUUUUGAUGAGUAUAUAACGUUGCCGCUGAUUUCAGAACUUAACCAAACGCCACGUCCGUAAUCUCGGAAUAGUGCCAAGUAAGAUUAAUUGAAACUGUACCUAAUUAUACUUAUGCUAAAUAGCGGUUAAACCUGACAUUUGGUGUGGCUAAUUUUAUCAACAUUCGAUCAUGUAAGUCGAUUAAUGACAAUCGAGAUAUUUUAAGUUUAUAAUUUGACCAAUAGAUGGCAGAAAGUGAUGAGUUAAAUAAUUCCAAUUUCUGGAAAAUUUAAAAUGAACAUUAUCCGAAAAAGAAAAUCAAGAAAACAUUUUUUUUAAAUCAAAAGAAUUAACUUUAGUGUAGUAUCCCCAAACAGGUAGAAUUUCCCUUUGUACAAGAAUUCUGGCGGCUAGUUCCCUAGUCUGCACAUUUAGGACAGUUCGAAGUUUGGGAAAAUUAGAUAAUAUUUUUCAUUGUUUCUUGCACAGAUGGACUUGCUUUCUCAGUCGCAUGUGAUGUGUUAUUUGAAAUGGCAUUGGAGAUUUAGCUGUGUGACGUAAGUGGCGGAAGGACACAAGUUGAGGGUGCAUUUCUUAUUGACGAACUAUUUUCAGUGUUGGCGGGCGCGGCCAUCUUAGUUAUCCGUGUAAUAGUGGUCGUCUUGUGCAUUGCGUGUGAAAUCCGAGUUCAUCCGUCAUGUCGGAAAGAGAAGAUAACGUUUAUAAGGCCAAAUUGGCUGAACAAGCCGAGAGAUAUGAUGAAAUGGUUGAUGCAAUGAAAAAAGUCGCUUCACUUGAUGUGGAGUUGACAGUGGAAGAACGCAACCUCUUAUCCGUGGCCUACAAGAAUGUGAUAGGUGCACGCCGUGCUAGCUGGAGAAUAAUAUCAUCCAUAGAGCAAAAAGAAGAAAAUAAGGGUGCUGAAGAGAAGCUGGAAAUGAUUCGAACAUAUAGGUCACAGGUGGAAAAAGAGCUUCGGGACAUUUGCUCUGAUAUUCUUGGGGUUUUAGAUAAACACCUUAUUCCCUGUGCCUCCACUGGCGAGUCUAAAGUCUUCUAUUACAAAAUGAAAGGAGAUUACCAUAGAUACUUGGCAGAGUUUGCCACUGGCAAUGACAGAAAAGAAGCUGCAGAGAAUUCAUUGGUUGCUUAUAAGGCAGCCAGUGACAUUGCAAUGACUGAACUUCCUCCUACCCACCCCAUUAGGCUUGGUUUGGCCCUAAAUUUCUCAGUGUUCUACUAUGAGAUAUUGAACUCUCCGGAUCGAGCUUGCAGACUUGCUAAGGCAGCAUUUGAUGAUGCCAUAGCUGAACUUGAUACACUAAGUGAAGAGAGCUACAAAGAUUCAACUCUCAUCAUGCAGCUCCUGAGAGAUAAUCUAACUCUGUGGACUUCAGAUAUGCAGGGUGAUGGUGAGACUGAACAGAAGGAGCAACUGCAGGAUGUAGAAGAUCAGGACGUAUCGUAACUGCUGUCUCAAAAGGGGGAAGUCAUAAGGAAUUUGCUGCUACCUAAAAGUCGUAUAAAGUUAAAAUUAAAAAAUAAGGGAGGAAGAAGGAAUUUUAAAUAUGCAAACAACGUAAAACUCUUGAAACAAAACCAAAACAUCCUGAUCUUUACUUUUUUCUGUGGUGGCAAAGCCAAUGGAAUGCUGAAUGCUAUCCAGUUCUUGGCUGCUCAUGUGAACUUGGACACAAAGAAAAAUCCUUAAUAUGAUGGAAUGAGCUACUCCUGUACUGCUGUACCCUGUGGGGGGAAGGGAUGCUAGAGGGUGGGGUGAGAUUGCAGCCGAUGAGCUUGUUCCAGAUUGGUUGCCAACAUAAAAACAAUGUAAUUUUUGUUAAAUGUGAAGAUAACAAUUGAAUUUGUUCUAGAUGGUAAUAUUGCAUGGUUUCUGUAUUCUGCAGUAUUAUGUAGGUUAUUGCAAUAUACAGAUUUUUUAAACUAAGAAGGUGGAAUUCGUUGUUCUAAUAUGGUUAAAGAGCAUUCUUUAUUAUGCUAAACUGUUCCACUUUCUUAGGAGAGGUCAAAAUUGUGUGUUUAGAAGUUUGUUGGUUUGAUACUCGACUUGAUGUAAUUUAAUUCUAGUUCGUUAAUCAUUCCAAGGAAAUGUGCAUUUUGUUUUUUAAUUUUAUUUUUUUAACUGUAUUAAUGUGAAGUAUUAAGAGAUAUAGCUUGGUAUUUUGUUUUUUGGAUGAUGCUUUCUACCAUACCUCUCCCCCUCAGUCAAGUAGAAGAGACUAAAUCCAACCUUUUCAUUGGUACUUAAGAAACAACUCCUCAUCUUGGGGCCAUACCAUGAAUAGAAGUGCUGGCAUUUAUUUGUAGAGUCUUAAUUUGAAUCUUGGCUCUCUUGCUGUUGACAGCAUUGUACUUCCUGCGCUUUCACCCUGAAAGGUGUGUGGGAUCAACCUCCCCCCCUGCUAAGUGUAACUUUUUUAAUGACAGUAUCAAAACUUGAUGUGAAAAUUGUACUUUAUAGCAAUACCAAAAUGAAUGAAACAGCUUAUAAAAAUGUUUAAUUUGUGACACCUUUCCCUUUCAAAUACAUUUGUGUGAUUUUUUGAUUUGCUAUAUAGUAAUGCUGUGACAGUCUUUUUUUUUUUAUAGUCAACUUAACAUGGUUUUUGCAAAUAUAAAGACUGGAUUAAACAUCACAUGCAUAUUCAUGCUCCUGCUAGGGGGAAAAAAAUCUUUAAUGUAAUGGUUGCAUGAAUCUGUCAAAUGCACACUGAAAAUUGUUCUGUGGACUUGGCACAUAAACAUACUGAAAUGGUUUAAGAUAAGCUUUCACACUUCAAAAUUGAACUUGCAAGUGUGUGGGAGCCCUGGUGUAAUCUGCUCUGAUACUGCCAAAAAUAGUGCAAUUUGUAGUACAUGAAAUGCUGCAUCUAAUUUGUUGGCUUUGGUGCUGUAAACAUUACUAUGCUAUUUAUAAAAGGGAAUUGUUUUUAAUCUCUUCAUAAUGUUAAGUGACUAUUUUAUCAGUGCGUUUGCAAAAGCAUUCUAAACACGUCAACUUGUAAGUGGAAUAUAAAGGGCUAUUAAUUUACAACACAUCACAACAUAAUUUCUGCAUCUACAUGGCUGUGUUGAAAAACGCUAAUUAAAAAAGAAACUUGUAAUCCUAGUAGGCACAGCAGUUGAAAAACUGCUUGAUUUGUAUGCAAGCUUUGUUUUCUGGUCUUUGUACUUUUUUUUUUGUUGUUGUGCUUCUGCAAAUUAUUUUUGCUUAAUCUCUCCUCCCCUACAAAAACUGUGUUCCUUUGCAGGAUUAAUAUUGAGUGUCAAGAAUGGACACUUUCCAUGAAACUAAAAAACAGUGAAUAGCUUAUUUUUCAUACUUCAUAGUUGUAGAUUCACUGAUUCUCAACUUUAAUUACAUAACUACUAUCAAAAUAAAAGUCAAGAAAUAGACUGAUCAAUUUAUCCUAAAUUGUUGUGAACUCUGUAUUAUUUUAAGUGUGCAGGAAUUGAAAUGUGAUUAGGACCUUUUAGUAUAAUAAAUAAAUUUGAAAUAUUAGUUGAGAAUCAUUGACUAGACUCACAUCCUCAUUAAGUUGCAUUUUCCCCGGUGCUUGAAGUGGGGUAUUUAUAUGUUAUGAGUGAGCCUUGAAAUAAAAAUCCCAUGAAAUUGAAUUGUGAAUUUUUCAUAAAGAAAUGAGAAACAUGAUAAAAAGUCAAAUGUGUAUUAUAUAAAUCCAACGCCAUUGUGUUUUGAAAAACAUUGUGGUACUAGGAAUAAUUUAAUAAAUGUUAAUUGUCACAGAGAUUUAUUGUUAUAAUACCUCUUCCAAAUGAAAGUGAAAGCAGCUGAAUUGUACUAUGAUUUUAGUGCCAAACGUGAGGAAGAUUAUAACAGUUGAACUGAUGUGCAUUUUAAAUAUUCUUUAGUGCAUUUAUGUAUCAAAUAAUUUUUUCAUAAAAGUGUUAUGUAUCUGAACUGGAGACAACCAAAUUUUGAGACUCCUCUAUUUAGUUAAAUUGAAACCACGUUUGAUUGGGACAAUCCAUUCACUUCAUGUGGGGGAAGGUGAUUUUUGUAUUUCUAUGGAAAGUAAACCUUCCUCACCCUCUGCUGCUAAAUUAGUUUUGCAAUAGGAUUGGUAUGCACACUGUUACUUGUAUUUGACCUUGAAACUCCCUAAAACUUUUCAGUCAGGCCUUUUUUUUUCACCUGGGAAUUUUAAAUUGAUUGGAGGAUUAUAUUUAGAAUUUUUCAACCUUUACAUUAUUGUGUCAAACUUCACAAAUUUGUAUGUGUUUAAAGGCAUCGAAAAUAAAAAAAACUUGGCAUCAGUUUUAGUUACAGUACUAAUAGCCACAUGCUUCUUUAAUAGUAUUGUUCAAAGUGCAUUGGUUGCAUAUGAGGUUUAAUUUUACUAAUGAUAGAAUUUUGUAUUCUUCAAAACGGAAAGUGUCUAACUUAAUUCUCGCAAAUUUAAUUAGAUUUGUCAAUUCAAAAUAAUUUUUUGAAUAUCACAUGGUGUAUUUCAAAGUGUAUUUGCUGAUUGCACUAAUGCUAAGAGCAUUUGCAUUGCCUGUGAAACAUGUCACUUAAAAUUCUCAGCAAAUGAAUGCAACCCAUUAAUCUCAGAUGUAGAAUAUCGUUUAAUUUCAGACAUGACAUUGACUAGUUCAUUUUGUUACAAGCAAGUUAACAAUGGCUACAUUGCGUACAAGAAUGUUCCUUGUAGUGAUCUUACAAAUCAUUAGUUUAAUCUUAUUUAAAAAUGUUUUUAUGUAUCAGGCAAAGUGACAUGCUGAAUAAAACAUUAAUUUUAG
This is a messenger RNA of Gryllus bimaculatus (two-spotted cricket), 6520 nucleotides long. The record is from the annotation of a GenBank genome assembly. NCBI's taxonomy places the organism in Eukaryota, Metazoa, Arthropoda, Insecta, Orthoptera, Gryllidae.